AGAUUGGGCCCUCCCUGUUUGGAAGACUAUAAGCACGAGCUCGAUUCACAUAUCACGAAAUACCAAUUAUAAAAUAAAUGCACCGCUAUUCUACUUGCCAUAAGGAGUUUACUAGUCUAAGUAACUGCGCAAUCAUGCGGACCUUCGUUUUGUUGGCAAUUAUUUUGGUCGUGUGCUACGCCGAGGAAUGCAGGGACGUUGGUGGCUGCCAUCACGUGACAUGUGCAUCUGGAUGGCACAUUGCGUGUCGAGAGCGUGAAUGCACGUGCCUUGCUGGCGCUCCCGGUGGUUCAGCCACCACCUGCACCGCGGCUUCCGACUGCACGUGUGACAGGGAUACGCCCCACUGUGUGGACGGGCGCUGCACGUGUGGUUUCCCCGGAGGCAGAAAAUAAACGUGUAGCUGCUAGACUUGCAAAUGUAUUGACUUGUUUAUUAUGAACUAUUAAUUAAAUUUUCCCUUUGAUA
Molecule: messenger RNA, 468 nt
Organism: Dreissena polymorpha
Lineage: Eukaryota; Metazoa; Mollusca; Bivalvia; Myida; Dreissenidae
Product: serine protease inhibitor Cvsi-2-like
Exons: 3
Coding region: 78-395 (105 amino acids)
Source: RefSeq, a predicted model, not a curated record